This is a messenger RNA of Drosophila busckii, 810 nucleotides long. It is a transcript of the gene l(1)sc, whose product is annotated as achaete-scute complex protein T3. The record is from RefSeq and is a predicted model, not a curated record. NCBI's taxonomy places the organism in Eukaryota, Metazoa, Arthropoda, Insecta, Diptera, Drosophilidae. Gene Ontology annotation, biological process: regulation of transcription by RNA polymerase II; developmental process. The coding region runs from base 1 to 810 and encodes 269 amino acids. Gene Ontology annotation, molecular function: RNA polymerase II transcription regulatory region sequence-specific DNA binding; DNA-binding transcription factor activity, RNA polymerase II-specific; protein dimerization activity. The transcript has a single exon.
AUGACGAGCAUCUGCAGCAGCAACAACUAUCAGCACUUUCAACUGAGCAAUGGCAACAUUAUGCUGCAGCAACAGCAGCAACAAUUUGCAUUGCUGCAACAGCAGCAGCAGCAGCAGCAACAGCAACAUCAAUUGCUGGCACCCAAGCCACUGCCACUGGGCAAUAGUCAGCUGCAGAACAUGCAACACGUUGCCGGUCAGCUGAAGAAGUACUACAACAACAACUUGCCACACUUUGGCGGCAGCAACGACAGCAGUGAUCCACAAGUGACACCAUCCGUGCAACGUCGCAAUGCACGCGAGCGCAAUCGCGUCAAGCAGGUGAACAACGGAUUUGUCAACUUGCGUCAGCACUUGCCACAAACAGUGAUCAACACAUUGUCGCAUGGUGGACGCGGCGCCAGCAAGAAACUCUCCAAGGUCGACACACUGCGCAUUGCCGUUGAAUAUAUCCGUGGACUGCAGGACAUGCUGGAAGGACAAGAGUCGACGCGUCGUCUCUUCACCACCAGCGGCGGCGGCGGCGGCAACAGCAGCAGCGAUGAGAGCAGCAGCAACAGCAGCUACCAAGAUCAGGACCAGGACUACACUCACUACCAGGCGCCACAUUCCUAUCACUCUGCCUCACCCACGCCCAGCUACAGCGACUCCGAUCUUAGUGGCAGCUAUGUCAAGCAGGAGCAAGAAGAAGAGCAACAGCAAUUGCCACUGCAACAACAAUUCAAAUUCGAAUCCUUUGACAGCUUCAGCGACGAGCAGCCCGACGAUGAGGAGCUGCUCGACUACAUCAGCUCCUGGCAGGAACAGUGA